AUGUACAACAGGUUCUGGUGUGCGGAAUGUCUACGGCACGUUCUCCCUCAGCAGUCUCACCCGCUCCGCAUCGGCUGCAAGGAGUGCAAGUCUGUCCACCUGUGCGAAGACUGUAUGGAGUCUUCCUUGUUCUGGCGGAAACAUAGACUUAUUUGCGAUGCUUUGAGAUUGGCGCGAACGAAGCCAGGAAUCAAGACAGAGGAAAGGAAACUGCUACGCAUGCUCCUGAUGAUAGUAUCGCAACAUGCUGUUGAACUUGAGGAUCAGGGAAGAGAACAAGGAAGGUGCAGCCACUGCAAGCGUUUCAGCAGUGAGCAGACAAUUGUGAACAUGGUGAAAAGUAACAUGUUGAACAGUCUGCAAAGAGAGCCGGCGGACAAGAAGGACGUGUUGCUCUUUCAAAGAGUGUCUGGCCUGUUCAUGGAGAAUGCGACGGAAGAGGUUUUGCUAAGUUUGAAGCCUUACCUGCAAGAGUACGAAUCUCACAAGAAUAUCCUCUUCGAGCUUCUGCUAAGAGACCGAGUCAACGUCUUCGCCCUCUCGGAUGCUGAUGGAGAAGAGGCGGGAGAAGCUCAUUUUCCCGCUGCUGCGAUGCUCAAUCACAGUUGUCUCCCCAACGUGGAGUUGAAGGUGUUGAGAGGAUCUCUGCAUAUUUUUGCACUUCGAGACGUCGAGAAAGACGAGGAGCUGUGCCAUUCAUACACGUCGCUGAUCAUGCCGGCAGCGUGA
This is a messenger RNA of Guillardia theta CCMP2712, 729 nucleotides long. RefSeq lists its product as hypothetical. NCBI's taxonomy places the organism in Eukaryota, Cryptophyceae, Pyrenomonadales, Geminigeraceae. The record is from RefSeq and is a predicted model, not a curated record. The coding region runs from base 1 to 729 and encodes 242 amino acids. Gene Ontology annotation, molecular function: protein binding. The transcript is spliced from 8 exons.